AUGGUAAAAUUUAAAAUAGUUAUAUCAUUUUUAUUAUUUAUUUUAUAUUGUAAUUGUUUCACAUUUGGUAGUUACACAUUUGAUACAAAAAAUUGGUCAACAAAUGGUACACUAUCAUCAUGUGUUUUUUAUGAUUUUGUAAAUAACGAUUAUUAUGAUUUAAGAGCUAUUGUCAUACCUGAUCAUCAAGGUUCCCACAGUGCAAGUUUCACAGCUGAGCUUUCUGGUGGAAUUCAAACACCAUAUACAAUAUAUUUUAAUCCUUGUUUUAAUGAUCAUAUGUGUCCAGGUGGUCUUUCAGUAGGUUGUACUUUUAUUGUACAAAAUUCACAAAGAGUUCUUAAUUCUGUUGGUUUACUUUCAGAAUCUCAUUUUGUUACAUUUAGAACAGAUGGUAUUACUAUUAAAUAUCAAUCAGCUCUUUUACCAUCAACAACAUGUGCCUCUAAUGGUAACCGUAGAACUAUGAUUUUAGUUAUCACUUGUGAUCCAAAUGAACCAUUUAAAGUUACAAGUACUUACAACAGAAGAGUGUUAUGUGAACAUACAAUUUAUAUCGCUUCAAAAUUAGUAUGCAAAAAUAGAGGAGUAUUAUUUAAUCAAGGUCUAUUUUAUGAUUUAACACCAAUGAAAUUAACCAAACACAAAAUAAAAAAACAAAAAAAUCUAAUCUUUUUUCACUUUUUUUUUUUUUUUUUUAAUUUUUUUAUUUUUAUUUUUUUUUCCCACAGAUUAACAAGCACUUCACACCAAAUCACCAAUGAUGACCAAACAAAAGAUAUUCUCUUUAAUUUAUUCGGAAAUGUAAAUAGAUGUGGUACUUUCGGUACAUCAACAUUAAGUUAUCAAUCAUGUAUUUUAACAGUUGCUAAUAAAGCGAUCAAUUAUAAACUAGAUUCAAGAUAUGCAACAUCACCAAAAUCAGUUAUGGUAGGAUCUCUCAGUCAACCAAGAACAAUUACAUUUACAAAUGAUGUAAUAACCAUAAUUUAUAGUUCAACAACUGGUUUCACAGAAUGCUCAUCAAAUGGUAACAAAUAUUCAUCAAAGUAUAUUUUAAUUUGUGAUCCAUUCACAGAAUAUUAUGUAGAUAAAUUUACAUUAGAAUCACAAUGCAUUUAUCAAAUUAAGGUUUAUACUAAAUACGCAUGUCCAACAUUACGUUUAUUCAAAGAAUCACAAUAUUAUGACCUUUCACCAUUGAUGUUGGAUUCAACAAGAAAUUAUACAACAAGUAAUAUUACAGACGGAUAUGAAUAUAAUAUUGUAUUCAAUAUUGGUAAUAAAGCACAAAUGUGUAGCGAUGCAUUUAAUGAUUAUUAUUUUGCUUGUCAAUAUGAUCCACGUUAUAAAAGUUUUAAUCCACUUGCGAAGGCAAGUUUAGGUCAAAGAGUAACAUUUGAUUUAGAUCAAGUUAAAUUCGAAUAUACUUCACCAACAACAACUAGUUGCCCAUUAAAUUCCAAUAAAAGAACUUUUAUUAUUGUUUUAAAUUGUGAUGAAAACCAACAUUAUCAAUUAGUUUCAACUUUAGAAUCUCCUGCAUGUGUAUAUACAGUAACAAUUAAAACUAAAUAUGUAUGUGAAUCAACAAUUUAUUACAAUAGAAUUAAUACUACCUUUUAUGAUAUUACUCCAAUAAAAACAGGGAAAGAUAGUCCAAAAUCUGCAGAUUUUUUUCUUGGUGAUAUAUAUCCAUAUAAACUUUAUUACGGUAUAGGUAAUACUGUUAAUUAUUGUGCAUUAAUCGGGUAUGCUCCAGGGGUAGAUUAUCAAGCUUGUUCAAUUAUCAGCGGUAAUGUUGUUACUCAAGUCGGUAGUUUAAAAAAUACAUCAAUGUAUCUAAGUAAUAAUGGUAUAGAUAUAUAUCAUACUACACCAUUUGAUUUAACCAGAGUAUGCCAAAAUACAAGAUAUCAAAGAGUGAACUUUUUAAAAAUGGUAUGUGAUACAACAGCAAUAAACGUUGUGGUUAGCGCGACUGAGACUGCCAAUGAUUGGGCAUGUAUAUAUACAAUCGAAAUUAAAACAAAAUAUGCAUGUCCAAUUAAUUAUGCACCAGUAUUGCCAGCUGUUGGAAAUCCAUGUUUAUACAGUUGUACACCACCAGGUGCUUUAAAUCCAAAAGAUAUAGUUAGUGUACUUUUAAAUUUAGGCGUUUGUUUCUCAGAGAUUAAUAAAUAUGGUACAGGUGCACAAUCAUUACUUGGUACAUUCAACAAUACUUGGGUUUUAAACCACAAUGAAUAUGAUGAUUGGAUGGGUGGACAACUUUAUUCACUAUUAUUAACAGGUAAACCACAAACAUCGAUUUCACCAUAUGUUAUUUCAAUUACACAUGAUAAUUUAUGUACAUAUGGUACCAAUGGGUUAAGUAAAGCAAAAAAUUCAAUCAAUGAUUUUCUUACUAUUACAAAUGAUCUUCUUGAAAUUUCAAAUCGUGCAGCCAGUUCAACCGUUACCAAAUAUACAUAUUCAGAUGGAGAAAUUACAUUAUCAACACAUAAACUUUUAUCAACAUCAACUGGAGGUCUUGCAAUUAUUAAAUACAAAAAUUUGCUAUGCUACUAUUCAAUAGUUUCAAAUUUACAAACUUUAGUUAUUUCGAAUUAUUUGCUUUCAUGUCCAUAUUAUUCACCAACCAUUACAGUGUACAGUUUAACACCACCAACAGGGAAAAUUGGAGAUACUAUCACAAUUAAUGGUCAAAAUUUAGAUACAAAUAGAUAUGAUGUUUAUUUCAACAUAAUUGACGACAAUAGUAAGGUCAAAGCAACAAUAACAUCAAGAACCGUAAAUUCUGUAAAAGUAAUUGUUCCAAAUGGUUUUGGUAAUGCAUUAGUCUACACUCAAAAUAUACUUAAUCCAACUACCUCUGAUAAACUUUCAUUUUCAUAUCCAUCACCAAUGAUUGUCAAAGUAAUUAGCCAACCAUUUAGUACAGAUAUCAUCAAUAGAUUCUUUGUUAUUGGUCAAAACCAUCGUUCUUUAAUAACCAAUAUCACCAUUUAUCCAUACAUCGAUAAUAUUGAAAAAGAAGCAAUUUAUUGUGAAAUUGAAAAGUAUUGUCCAAGUUCAUCAAAAAUUCCAUCAAUUCCAGAAUCAGCAGUAGGUCAUCCAUGUAUUGAUUCAACAGUUUACUCUGAGAAUUCCCAGUUUUUCGAUUAUUCCAAGUAUGAUGUUUUUGUUUGUAUCAAAUCAUCAUUAGGUGUUGGAAGUGGUAUCAUUAAAUUCCCAUCACAAACAUUUACAUUUGCAUACUCUUAUAAAGCACCUCUCUUAUAUUAUACACAACCUGGCAUUCGUAUUCCAACCGAUGGUGCUAGUUUUCAAUUGAGUGGUAAAAACUUUCCACCAACACAAGAAAUCAUUGAUCUCGGUUUAAACACAUCUGUAAUCAUUUGGAAUAAUGAUAAUUUUGUUACUUUUAAAGGAAUAAAUCUUACAAACACCAAUAUCAAUUGGAAGAGUUCUAAAUCGAUUUUAUGUGUUGCACCACCAGGUUUCGGUGGACCAUUCAUCGUUACGGUAACUGUCGGUAAACAAACAUCAAAAACUAUAUAUCCAAGUGAUUUAAAUGAAAAUCCAAUAGAUUAUUAUUUAUAUUAUUCUCCACCAGCUUUGCUCGACAUAUUAGCAGUUCCAACUGAUGGUGGGGAAACUAUUAUAAAAGGUACAAAUUUUAUUCCAGCCUCGCUUGCAGAUCAAAUUAAUAAUCAAUCAUUAAUUGGUUCACCAAAUUCAGUCACGUUUAAUAAUGUUUUAUCUUCAUCAUGGAAAUGGAUUAACUCAACACAUGUAAAAGCCAUCGUACAAAAAGGUAUUGGAGCAAUCCUUACAAUUGUAAAUGUUGGAAGCCAAAGUACUGAAACGAGUCCAUAUCCAGUAAUUUUUUAUAAACAACCUGAAUUAGAUAAUAAAAAAUAUGAAAACUUUGCAAAUAGUAAUAUUUUAAUAACUGGUUCUAAUUUUGUACCAGUUGGUGUUUCAGCAGGUUCAUCAAGUUCUGUCAAAAUUGGAGGUAUUCCUUGUAACUCUGUAACAUGGGUAGAUUCAAAAUCUGUUAUUUGUAAUGUGCCAAUUGGAACUGGUGAUAAUUUAAAUAUCCAAGUAACAGUUGGAGGUCAACAAACCGAAUUAAAUGAUUAUUUCUCAUAUUUAGGGCAAUGCGAUUUCCUCUGUAGCGAUUUAUCAAAUUUAGAAUUAGAAAAAGUUAUUAGAGAAAAUAAAAAAGAUUUAAAGAGUACUCUUUUAUUAACAGGUGUAUGUUUAGAACAAAUCGAGCAAUAUAAUCUCACAUAUAUUAAAAAUAAAAUUGAAUCAAGUUGGAUUGGAAAUUCAAUUAUUAAUGAUUGGACAAGUGGUAAAUUCUAUAAUUAUUUCAAAUCAUCAGAAUCAUACUCAACAGUUAAAACACUUGCAAAAUAUAUUACACCAAAGAAUCCAUGUAUUUAUGAUAAUAAAAGAGUUAAGAAUUCAUUAAAUUACCUUUUUGAAAUCAAUUCAGAUAUUUUCCAUUUAAUUGAACUUUCAAUUUCAUCAAAAAUCAGUUAUCCAGAUUCACCAUAUCAAACUUAUUUCUAUAAAUCAUCAAGUAACCCAGAGUAUGGUCUUUCAAUUAUUACAUUUGAUUCAGCAAUUUGUAGCUUUACAGAAUCAACUAUUCAAGACUACCAAAGUGGAAAAGUAUUACAAUCAUGUUCAAUCAUUCCAAUUAUAAAUCAAGUAAUUAAUCCAAUAACAACACUUCAAGCACCAUAUCAAUAUUCACUUACAAUUAUUGGUAGAUUAUUUGAUAGUUCAACUAGAAUAUUUUUAUCAGGUUAUGAAUGUCCAAUCAUUGGUAAUAUUAUUACAAAUCAAAAUGAUUAUAUUCAAACUCUUAGUUGUUCAGUACCACCAGAAAUCGAAUCAUACUCGGCCUCUCAAAUUACUUUUUACAAUGAUUAUAGUGAAAAUAAUAUAUAUAAUUUCUUGUUUUAUUUUAAAAAAUCAUUCUUUUUUAAAUAUCCAAUUUCAACAGUAACUCAAAUUCAAUACCCAUCAAGUGGUCCAAUUCAAAUGAAUUCUGAAAUUAAAGUAAUUGGUUUUAAUUUCUUCCCAUAUGGUAUUACAAAUCCAAGCAUUCAAGUUUUUAUUGAUGAUCUUGAAUUAACUGAUACUAUAUUUGGAUUAACAAGCAUAAAUGGAGUUGAUUCAUUUUCAUUUAUUGCUUCUGGUUUAGGUUCUUUAAAUUACAUUCGAUUAUUUUAUAGUAAUAGUUUACCAAUGAUUAUAAACGAUGAUAUUAAUUUAGAAUUUUCAUUUGAAAGACCAAUUAUUAAUAGUAUAUUACCAACAAAUGGAGAUUACAAUACAAAAGUUACAAUUAAUGGUAAUAAUUUUAGAAAAGGUCAAUCAGUAAAAAUUGGAGACAUAUUAGUAAAUGAUAUUGAAUUCAUUUCAAAUCAAAAGAUUAUUGUUUCAGCACCAUUUGGAUUUAUUGGUGGACUUGUAGUUGUUCAUUCAGAUGAUCAAUACAGUUUAGAAGAAAUAUCAUUUAGUUAUCCUUCACCAAUUAUAGACCAAGUCAUUCUUUCAAAUUAUGAAUCAAAAUUAAACACAACAGGUACAAAUUAUUUCACAGUAAUAGGUAGAGGUUUAGGUACAUACAUUGCAGAACAAGUCGAUAUUAUUAUUAACCAAGAGUUUUAUGCAAGUUGCGAAUUCGAUUUCUGUGAAAGUUUAGAAAUUAUUGAAGAUGAUAUAAAAGAUCAAGGAAUUUGUCAAUAUUUAAAAUAUAAUAAUUAUCAAUAUAUCGAUGAAAACUUUGAUAUAUUAAAUUGUAUUUUAGCUGAUUCGAUUGGUAAAGAUAAAUCAAUCAGUAUUAAAAUUUCAGAAUUCCAAAACCAAACUUUCACCUACUCUUAUUAUGAACCAUGGAUUGAACAAUUAAAACAAAACUCUUCAUUAGCAAGCACUGAUGGUGGUGAAGUAAUCGUUAUAAAUGGUUACAACUUUUUACCAUUCGAAAAUUUAAGUCCAUACUAUGAAAACAAUGAAACUAUUGCACAAUGGUUAAAUCAAUCAGAAAUAUUAAUUGGUGAAAGCUAUCUUUGUCAAUCAAUUAAUUGGACCAAUUCCUAUGAAUUAAAUUGUACAAUCCCACCAGGAAUUGGUGUUAAUCAUACAAUCAUUGUAAAAGUAGGCCUUCAAUCAUCAAAUCAUACUGAUUAUUUGUAUUCUUACGAUCCACCAAAACUUGAUACAAUCAAUAAUUCCACUGGAAAUGAAACACAUUACUAUUCUUCAACAGAUGGUAACAAUGAAAUUAUAAUAACAGGUAAUAACUUUAUUCCAAAAGAGUUAUCAGAUCAUUACAACCAAAAUGAAAAUAAAACCAUAAAUUCAAUACUAUUAGGUAAACAAUAUUGUAAUGAAACUAUUUGGAUUAAUUCAACAACAGUCAAAUGUAAACCAAUAGCAGUUGGUAAUCAAGAUUCAAACGAAACCGUUUACUUCUCAUAUGAGAAGCCAAUUUUAGAUUUAAAGAAUUACACAGGUUCAACAAAUGGUAAUACUGAAAUUACAAUAACAGGUAUCAACUUUAUUCCAAAAGAAUUAGCAGAUAAUAAUAAUUUCAAUCAAUCAGAGAACUAUAUAAUGAUUGGUGAUAAUAAAUGUAAUGAAACUAUUUGGAUCAAUUCAACAACAGUUAAAUGUAAACCAAUAUCAGGUACUGGUAUCAAUCAUAAAGUUAUCAUAACAGUUGGUAAUCAAAACUCAAAUGAAACGGUCUACUUUUCAUAUGAUAAACCAAUUUUAGAUAUUAAAAACUAUAGUAGUCCAACUGAUGGAAAUACUGAAAUCACAAUUACAGGUGAAAACUUUAUUGAAAAUUAUAAUCAAGAAAAACAUAAUGAAAAUGAUAAUUUCGUUAGAAUUGGUGAAAAUAAAUGUAAUGAAACAAAGUGGAUAAAUUCGACAACAAUUAAAUGUAAAUUAAUUCAAGGUAUUGGUUUAGAUUAUAAAAUAGUUGUAACAGUUGCCAAUCAACAAUCAAAUGAAAAUGUUUUCUUUUCAUAUGAAAAACCAAUGAUUGACAGUAAAACACUAUUAGCAUCAACCAGUGGCAGUGAAACUAUUAAAAUUACAGGUACCAAUUUCAUUCCAUCAACUUUAGUAGAACAUUACAACAAAGAAGAAAAUAAAGAUAACUCAAUAAAUUCAGUUACUAUCAAUAACGAGUUUUGUAAUGAUAUUACAUGGAUUAACUCAACAGAACUAACAUGUAAACCAUUAGCAGGAGUUGGAACUAAUCAUACUAUAUUCAUUUUGGUUGGAACUCAAAAAUCAAAUGAAGAAAACUCAUUCUCAUAUAAACCUCCAAAGAUUGAAGAUUUUAAAUACUACACAGCACCAACACAUUCCAAUAAAAUUAUUACUAUAACUGGUGAAAACUUUAUUCCAAUCGAAUUAUUAUCAAAAGACAACAGCAAUAGUUCAGUACUUAUUGAUAAUAAAAAAUGUGAAGAAAUCAAAUGGAUUGAUUCAACAAAAGUUUCAUGUCAAGUUCCAGUAGGUCAAGGUAAAGAUUUAUCGAUUAAAGUUAAAAUUGAAAAUCAAGAAACUGAAGAAAAUCAACAAUUUUCAUAUGAUAAACCAUUUAUUCAAUCAAUCAAUCCAAAUAAAGGAAGAUGUAAUCAAGAAGUAUUAAUUACAAUUCAAGGUGAUAGUUUUGGAAAGAGUGAUCAACUAAUUAAAAUUGGUAAUAACGAAUGUCAAGAUAUUCAAUUCUAUCCAAAUCAUACAUUUACAUGUAAAGUUCCAAUCGUGGAGAAUUCAAUUGAAUCCAUUGUUUUAUUAAAUGUUGGCAAUCAAGAUUCAAACGAUAACAUUACAUAUAAAUACUAUGGACCACCAGAAAUUAAAAGUAUUGGUUUACCAUCAUAUCUUUCAUUCAAAGGUGAUGAUUUAAUAACAAUCAUUGGUAAUAACUUUAUAGAAUAUGAAGAUGGAUCUGAUGAAAUUGUUGUUAAAUUUAAUAAUGAACCAACAACAAUCAUUGAAAAAACAAAAACAUCUAUUAAAAUUAAAACUCUUAGUGGUGAUGAAUUUAAUGUACCAAUUGCUGUAGAAUUAAAUGGUCAAAUAAGUAAUAUCGAUACUUCAUUCGUUUACUCAAAUCCAAUAAUUGAAAGUGUAACACCAUCAUCAAGUAGCUCAAAAUCAAAUACUCAUAUCACCAUUAAAGGACAUAAUCUUGGAUAUUCAACAAACACUCCCAAAAUUACAAUUGGAAGUAGUAAUUGUUUAAAUAUCAAUACUAUAUCUCCAAAUGAAGUUCGUUGUAUAGUGUUGAAAUCAAGUGCAGGCACUAAACAAUUAACAUUAACCUAUGAAAGUUAUCAACCAACCUAUUCACAAUUCACUCACAAAAACGAUGAUGACAGUGAUAGCCACGAUGAUGAUGAUAAAGACAAUAAUGGACCAAAAGAUACCAUAAUAAGUAUUAUCGGAAGUGCAAUUGGAGCAGCAGUAUCAGCAGCCAUAAGUAGACUAAUAACAAGCAUUUUCAUUGGUGGAACAUCAGUAGCCACAGCAGCAGCAACAACAACUGCAACAGGUACCGCGAUUGCAACAGCAACUACAGCGUCAACAGCAACAGCUAUUGCCGGUGCAACGACCGAAGGUGUUGCAGUAGUCUUUACAAGGGUAUCAGUAAUAGCAGCAACUGCAGGUGGUGUUGUUAUUACUGCAAUUGUAACAGCAACAGUCAUUCUUAUUUCAGGUGGAAGUACACCAUCACCAACUCCAACUACAACUCCAACUAUUUCACCAACUCCAACACCGACCGAUAACUAUUGGGUAAGAUGUAUGGUCGAUUAUUCAAGAUUAACUUUACAAGUCGAUAAUCUUUACGGUCAAGAUAUAGUAUGUAUUGAUGGUAAUGGAAUUUCAUCAAUUUUCAACGAAUCAUUCUCUUGUAAACCUGAUCUUAUUAACGAUGGUAUGAUAUGUGCUCAACAACAUCAAGAUGGAACAAAUUCAACAACCACAUUUGGUAAUUCAACAUUAAUUUGUCAUAUUGACUCAACAAAAUCAUGUGAAAUUUCACCACCAUUCAUCAUACCAUCCGAUCCAAUUGAAGAUGAUGAAUAUUCAAAUAUUUUAGAAUGUCAAUAUAAUCUCAUUGAAAAUUCAUUAUCAACACACUCUAAUAAUAGUCCAUUAAGAUGUUAUAAUAAUGAAACUGAAAAUUACUUCACUAUGAAUACUACACUUUCAUGCUCAAAAGAUGAAUCAUUAAGUCAAGAUAACAAUACGAUUUCUUGUUUAGCAGAUACAGAUGAUACUCAAAUCUUUUUCUAUAAGAACUCAAUUACAUGCAUUACAGAUUAUCCAUACUAUAGAUGUACAAUGAAAUCUCAACCAUCACAAGAUGAUAACAUAAUUCCAGAACCAACAUUACCACCAACUCCAUCAAUUGAUGAUGAUUCCACAUGUAUUUAUGAUUCAGCCAAUCCAUAUUCAAUAGAUCUCCAACCAACGAUUGGAACUAAUGUCAAAUGUCCAACAAAUGAAAAAGAACUUCAUUAUGAUCUUUCAACUUAUCUAACAUGCACAGAUAAUACCACCCAUAAAAACUCCACUUAUUCGGUUUCAUAUUCAACUUAUGUUUGCAUUAAAACAAAAUAA
Molecule: messenger RNA, 9678 nt
Organism: Dictyostelium discoideum AX4
Lineage: Eukaryota; Evosea; Eumycetozoa; Dictyosteliales; Dictyosteliaceae
Exons: 8
Coding region: 1-9678 (3225 amino acids)
Source: RefSeq, a predicted model, not a curated record